AUGAUCUGGUCGUCAGUACUACUGGGCCUCGCAGGUCUGUAUGCUUUUGACUAUUUUCGUCGUCUUUUCAAGAACAUCCGCCUAGCUCAGCGCACAGGUCUUCCAUACACCGUGUUGCCAUUCGCUGGGAAUAGUUUGCAGGUGAAAAUACUGCUCAGUAUUAGAUGGCUGCCGUAUAUCAUCAACCACUGGCUCCCUGACUGGCUGGCCGAUAUCAUAAACGACGACACCUAUGAUUAUCGAUGGACCGUUAAAGAUCGACGUGUAAAAAAGCUAGGGAAAAUGUAUAUGGUCGUCACAGCGGAGAAUAUAGUUUGCCAUAUUGCAGAUGCUCACCUCGUCACACAGAUAUGCAAUGCACGUCAGAGCUUCCCCAAGCCGAUUUGGCAAUAUGGGUUUCUUAAUCUGUACGGACCAAAUCUACUCACGUGUGAAGACCAAGGUUGGGCGCAUCACAGGCGCCACACAGCACCAACCUUCAACGAGAAAAAUAGUGCACUUGUCUGGGAAGAGUCUAUCCGUCAGAUGACAGAGAUGCUCCAUCACUGGCAGAUAGCUGGCACAUCAGAGAAGCUGCACGGGUUCGUUGUAGCGAGUACGAGGGGAGACCUCCUAAAAUUCAGUCUGAAUGUCCUCUCUGGUGCUGGCUUCGGGGUAAAACUUCCCUUCAAGCAAUUGCCACAAGAGUCGUCCAACGACCCCAAUGACGUGUUCAAAGAUACAGCAAAACCUCCAGAGGGGUUCAGCUUCAGCUUCCGGUCUGCUGUGGCGUACAUGAAUUUAAGGAUCAUGACGGUGGUUUUGGCAACUAUGGUCAUACCAAAAUGGAUUCCCAGAGCGUUGAUUCCAUGGCUCAAAUCGGACUUUGAAGCCCAUAGGGACUUAGAGGCUUAUUUGCGGAAAUUGAUCAGCAUUGGGAAAGCUGAGAAGACAGCUGACAGCAGUCAAAACUUGAUUCAGGGACUAUUAUUGUCCAGAAAUAAAGUGGCAGCAAAUGGGAGCUCGAAAGGCACUGGCCUUACCGAUUUGGAAAUAAUUGGGAAUAUGCAUAUUUUCACCAUUGCAGGACACGAAACCACGGCAACCUCUUUGCGAUUUACUCUGCUACUCUUGGCAUUACACCCGGACGUUCAAGACUGGCUAUACGAAGGCAUUCUCGAGGCGGCCCACGGUGAACCUGAAGAUGUUGCUCAAUGGGAUUAUCAUCGCAUGCUCCCUAAGCUGAUUACACCGUUAUGCGUGAUGCUUGAGGUCCUCCGCCUCUAUCCCCCUGUAGUGACGGUACCUAAAAGCACGUCCAAAACCCCAAGUCCCCUCAACUAUCAAGGCAAGCAGUACCUCUUACCGCCGCGAGUCAACGUUAAUCUCAACGCAAAUUGCCUCCAUUAUUCAGAACAAUACUGGGGCCCAGAUGUUGCAACAUUCUAUCCUCAAAGAUGGGACGCAAGAAAUCAGAACAGCUUUCUAGCAAAGAAUGCGGGGGCAUUCAUUCCUUUCAGCGAUGGGUUUCGGGCUUGUCUGGGAAAGAAAUUUGCCCAGGUCGAAUUUAUUGCCGCGUUGUCAGCUCUUUCCCGGGAUUAUAAGGUCGAAUUGGCAGAUGACAGCCCAGAAGGUCGUAAGGAUGCGGAAAGAGUGUUGCGAGAGAGCACCUCAGUGCUGACACUAUCGAUGAGAGAGGAUGUUCCAUUGCGGUUUCGGAGGAGAAAGGACUAG
Messenger RNA from Aspergillus fischeri NRRL 181, 1713 nucleotides. Its product is annotated as cytochrome P450. Bases 1 to 1713 code for a protein of 570 amino acids. The record is from RefSeq and is a predicted model, not a curated record. Lineage: Eukaryota; Fungi; Ascomycota; Eurotiomycetes; Eurotiales; Aspergillaceae. The transcript is spliced from 5 exons. Gene Ontology annotation, molecular function: heme binding; iron ion binding; oxidoreductase activity, acting on paired donors, with incorporation or reduction of molecular oxygen.